This is a messenger RNA of Exophiala bonariae, 705 nucleotides long. RefSeq lists its product as uncharacterized. Gene Ontology annotation, biological process: cytoplasmic translation. The transcript has 2 exons. The record is from RefSeq and is a predicted model, not a curated record. Gene Ontology annotation, molecular function: protein binding. Bases 1 to 705 code for a protein of 234 amino acids. NCBI's taxonomy places the organism in Eukaryota, Fungi, Ascomycota, Eurotiomycetes, Chaetothyriales, Herpotrichiellaceae.
AUGGGGCUUGAAGAACAAAAGGAAGAGCGAGAAGUUCUCGACUCGAUCUUCCCCGACGAAAUUACAGAUGUCUCUGACACGUCAUACCGGAUAUCCAUCACGCUCGAAGUACCAAAUGAUGGGUCCGACGAAGAUGCCGAACCACCAGUCAUUCUACUCAAUGUGGUUUACCCAGAAGCGUAUCCUGAUGUUGGCCCUUAUCUGGACAUCACAUCUCCGCCCAAUGCAUACAAACAUCCUGAGCUAGAUGUCUCCGAGGACAAGGCUGAACUACUGCAAGCUCUUGCGCCGACCAUUGAAGAUUCGCUGGGCAUGGCAAUGGUCUUCACGCUAGUCACCACCUUGAAAGAGAGUGCGGAGAACAUGAUCACUGAAAGACUGCAGAAAGCAGAAGCUAUUCGGGAUCAAGUACUGCGGAAGAAAGAAGAGGAGGAGAAUCGCAGAUUCCACGGUAGUCUGGUGACGAAAGAACGGUUCUUGGAGUGGAGAGAAAACUUUAAGAAGGAGAUGCAGGAGAAAGAACGUAGACAGAAGGAAGAAGAAGAGGCGGAAGACAAAAAGAAAAAGACCGGUGCCAGGUCUGACGAGAAGAAGCUGACGGGAAAACAACUCUGGGAGCGCGGACUUGUCGGAAAGGGUGACGAAGACGACGCUGAGGGUGAAGAUGCUGUUGAAGCAGUGGAAAAGCUGCAAAUCAAAGAAUAA